Wyeomyia smithii (pitcher-plant mosquito) is the source of this 518-nucleotide messenger RNA. Its product is annotated as cysteine-rich PDZ-binding protein. The record is from RefSeq and is a predicted model, not a curated record. The transcript has 2 exons. NCBI's taxonomy places the organism in Eukaryota, Metazoa, Arthropoda, Insecta, Diptera, Culicidae. Bases 108 to 410 code for a protein of 100 amino acids. Gene Ontology annotation, molecular function: PDZ domain binding; microtubule binding. Gene Ontology annotation, biological process: cytoplasmic microtubule organization. Gene Ontology annotation, cellular component: dendrite.
GCGCAGCCAAAUAAUCAAAACAAAACAUUAAAUAAAUCGAAUACAAGCAGAGUUAUUUACCGGACGAAUAAACAGUAUUUCACAGAUAAACAGCGGUCUCCAAAAACAUGGUUUGCGAGAAAUGUGAAAAAAAGUUGGGCAAGGUAAUUACCCCAGAUCCUUGGAAGGCUGGAGCACGUAAUACGACCGAAGGGGGAGGUCGAAAAAUUAACGAGAAUAAAGCGCUGAGUAGCGCAAAGCAACGAUUCAACCCUAUAGCAGCCAAUUUCAAACCCUGCCGCAUCUGUAAACAAAAAAUCCAUCAAGCUGGGUCCCACUACUGCCAACAGUGCGCCUACAAAAAAGGAAUCUGUGCUAUGUGUGGUAAGAAGUUGCUGGACGUAAAAAAUUAUCGCCAAUCUUCGGCUUAACUGGAAUCCGUAACCAGGUUUGUCAUACUCUAACUGUCUAGAAUAAUUGAAAAGAAUGUACAACAUAACUAUUAUCAUAAAUACUCUGUGUGUACUUUAACAGCACAA